AGAUAAUUUUAAUUUUGGGGUGAAAUCUCCCUUUAAUAGCUACUGUUAAUGUAUUAUUUCAGCAUUAAUAUCACCCAACAUUACUGUAGCCAAACAUUUUUAUAUUUUAAUGUAUUUACAACACAGUUGAUAACCUUGUGCCACUCUGAAAAUAUAUCUGGACACUGUGGCCAUACCACUUAAAAAAAAUGAUCCUAAUCUGGGCUGGACUGGUAAUCUGGCAUACCAGGCAUUUUAAUCUGGCUCCCUAAAGUUUUUUCGGACACAAAAAAUCAAGCAGAAUAUCUAGAUUGUGCUAUUUUCUAUACAUAGGCUACCUGUGGUUGUUGUCAAGCUCCAAAAAUUACAAGAGAACAAUGUUGGGAAGCUACUUUCAAACUGUAGCUUCCCAAGAAGAAAUCUUAAUUUAAAGAAAUUGAACAUUUAAAAAACGUUGCUGGCUACACUGCAAUCUAUUCAUAAUGGGGCCUAACUAUUGAAGCUUUUUUUAUUGUAAAAAUAGUGGUGAACAGCAGCAUUUAACAAAAUAUCCAGCAGCAAAUGAGACUUUAAAAGAUGUUGAGACAAUUCUGCGUGAAACCAGAGUAUUUCCAGAGACGGGCCACUUCUAUUUAAAUUAAUGAGAGAUGGGGAACGCCCAACCAAUGUGCGUCCAAAGGCCCAAACGGAUUUAGAAAGGAAGUCCCGCCUUACAGUAAUCGCCAAUCAAUCGACUCGAGGGAGCGCAUGCGCAUUGGCUAAACAAGCCUGGAAAAUUGCGUUUUUCAUCAUACGAGGUAAAGAAGCGUAAUUUAUUAAACCAUUUUUGUAAGAUUUCACUGUUGAUUUGAAAUAUGUUCUUUGAUCGUAAUCUUGGCCAACUGUUUUUGAGAUUUCUGUGUCUCCCCAUUCAAAAAGAUAGGAGCUGCACUGUAAUGACUGGAAAUAGCCUCCUGAGCGUUCCAAAGAUGGCUGGCAGUGGACUGAUUUGCUAGAAGAUGUGGUGAAACUCAAUGAAUCAUGAUUGAUCCAAUCAAAUCAGACAUUCCAAAUGGUUCAAAUUUAGGGAUAAUUUGCGGGCAGGUGUCAUUACACCUGCACGCAAUGUAUCAAGGCAGAUCGGCCCUACAUGUUUUGCCAUAUUAGAGAUCGUAACGGUUAUGUUACGAUAGUAAGAAAGUGCGUUGCAGACACCAUACAAAUGAAUGGUAAGAGCCGUAAACUGACACCUACCUGUCGCAAAAUUGUCAUUGUCUUCUGUUGUAAAACAGCGAUUUAAUCGUAGUAAACUCCACACAUAGUUAAUUCGUAAAUAACGAUUUAGUGUAAAACAUGUUGAAGUUUAGUGGACAGUUCAUUAAGUGAUGGGCUGCUUCCUUACAAAAGCAGUUUAUUCAGCGUACCGAAGCAUUUCCUUCGUAUACAUUCAUAAAAAUAAAAAACAAAAAACUGUGUACUACUGGUUGUAGAAGGGCUCUGGCACUGCUCGAAACAAUGACUUCAUACUCCAGUCAGCUGACCUGUGUCAUUUGAUCCAAAAUGUCUAAUGCGGAACUACAGACUGAAAAACAUCACUUUUAUAUUUUGAUAGACAUUACACUCGUCGUUUUAUAGUUUGUGUUAAAUGCACACAAUUAUUAAUCGACUGACCAUUUGUUAUUCUCAAAUAAUUAUCGCCGGUUUGGGAAGUGCUUUCAUUCAUUUUUUUUGGAAUGAUAGCUCAACUAACUCGUGAAUAACUAAACUGCAAGUUUACAAAUAUACAAACUCAAGAUGAAAGAAACAAUUUUUCUGUUUCUCAUAAUGCUGUCUGUCUGCGCGCACAUGGCGUUCGGUGAUGCAGAAGUGUCCCUCAAAGCUCCAGAAAUAGUUAAUCUGCAGCAAAAAUCUUCACAAAACAUCACCAUUACACUGAGUAAGCCGUUGAACACUGCUAUAACAGUUUAUUUCAACAUCACAUAUAAGUCAAGAAAUGUCUCUUUAAUAAUUCAACUUCCUGAUGAGGUUGUUGUGCCAGCAGAAAACACAUCUGUAUCUUUUGAAAUGCGUGCGGAGGGGGUUGGUCAGGUGACCAUUUACCUUUACAGCAAUGACACUCGCAUAAAAAGCUAUACAACUCGAAUCAGAUUCUUGAUUGUCAGAAGCAACAUUCUUUUUAUUAUCAACCAAAUAAUUGGCUGGAUUUACUUCCUGGCCUGGUCUGUGUCAUUCUAUCCACAAGUAUUUGAGAACUGGAAACGACGCAGUGUGGUGGGCCUCAGCUUUGAUUACCUCGCUCUCAACCUAACUGGAUUCAUCGCUUACAGUGUGUUCAAUGUUGGCUUGUUCUGGGUGCCGUAUAUACAGGAGGAGUUUUUGAGUAGUGAUCCGAAUGGAGUCAAUCCUGUCGAUGCCAAUGAUGUCUUCUUCAGUCUUCAUGCUGUAGUUCUCACUCUCGUCUAUAUCUGCCAGUGUGCCAUCUAUGAGAGAGGUGGGCAAAAGGUUUCCAAAGUGGCCAUUGGCUUGUUAGUGAUUAGCUGGACCUUUGCGUUUGUCACCCUGAUUGUUGCAGUGGUGCGGAAGAUCUCCUGGCUGGAGUACCUUUACUACUUCUCUUAUAUUAAACUGGGUAUCACAAUUGUAAAGUACAUUCCUCAGGCUUAUAUGAAUUACCGCAGGCAGAGCACAGAGGGGUGGAGCAUUGGUAAUGUGCUGCUCGACUUCACUGGUGGUAGUUUUAGUUUGAUUCAGAUGUUCCUUCAGGCCUAUAACAAUGAUAAAUGGAAGUUUAUAUUUGGGGACCCAACAAAGUUUGGAUUGGGUGUGCUAUCCAUCUUUUUUGAUGUUGUGUUCAUCAUACAACAUUAUUGUUUGUAUAGAAACAGAAAACCACAAUACCAUGAUUUAGAUGAUCAGAAAUAGAGUAUGAUCACCUCACCACUGGCCUUAAAACAUGAAAUGGAACAUGUUAAUAGAGAUUCUGGUUUGAUGAAGGUUUGAUGAAUAUAAAAGUGUGAACCAUCUAUAAAAGGGAAAUAUAUAUAUAUGUAUGUCUUACACCAAAGCCUUCAUCUUUUAAAAGCAUAUCUAAUUUUAUAUUAGUCUAUAUUUUUGUAAAUUUGUAUGGUAGAUUGCAUUAAAUUGAUACUGUGUCUUGGCUGAAUAGUAGGCUACUAAUUUAAAGAAUAAAGUGUUUAAUUAAACACUGCUA
Xyrauchen texanus (razorback sucker) is the source of this 3169-nucleotide messenger RNA. RefSeq names its product cystinosin, lysosomal cystine transporter (gene ctns). The record is from RefSeq and is a predicted model, not a curated record. NCBI's taxonomy places the organism in Eukaryota, Metazoa, Chordata, Actinopteri, Cypriniformes, Catostomidae. The transcript has 10 exons. Gene Ontology annotation, biological process: L-cystine transport. The coding region runs from base 1753 to 2880 and encodes 375 amino acids. Gene Ontology annotation, molecular function: L-cystine transmembrane transporter activity. Gene Ontology annotation, cellular component: lysosomal membrane.